This is a messenger RNA of Ramularia collo-cygni, 1098 nucleotides long. RefSeq names its product related to aspartate/tyrosine/aromatic aminotransferase. The record is from RefSeq and is a predicted model, not a curated record. Bases 1 to 1098 code for a protein of 365 amino acids. Lineage: Eukaryota; Fungi; Ascomycota; Dothideomycetes; Mycosphaerellales; Mycosphaerellaceae. The transcript has a single exon. Gene Ontology annotation, biological process: biosynthetic process. Gene Ontology annotation, molecular function: pyridoxal phosphate binding; catalytic activity.
AUGCUCAUAGAGAAAGAGGCUCCUGAAGAAGUCGGCAUUGUGAUCAAGUACAAUCUGUCUGAGAGUGCCGUCUCCGACCAGACUCUGGACUCUCUAAACAUCAGCAUCCAAUCGAGCUCCGUCCUCACAUACACGGAGCACAAGGGAAGCCACAAGAUCCGCUCCAUCAUUGCCCGUGGUUAUGGUGAUCCCAUCACCGCCGAUGAUGUCCUCGUCACAGCGGGUGCUUCCAUGUCGCUGUUCAUCGUCAAAACAGCUCUUCUCGGCCCCGGGGACCACCUCGCCGUCACUCGCCCCAACUACGCGACCAAUCUAGCAAUACCCCAAUCCAUCGGCUGCGACAUUACCUUCAUAGACCUCGACUUUGACUCGCAAUUCCGCUUGGAUAUCGACCGGGUGUCCGCGGCGAUCCGUCCUGGUUUCACCAAGCUCAUCAGCAUAUGUUCCCCCAAUAACCCGACAGGCACCAUGUGUACCGUCGCCGAGCUGCAGUCGCUUGCUGCGCUGGCCAAGAAAAGCGCAUGCUACCUCCUCAUCGACGAGACCUACGCAGAUCUCAACCACGGCGCGGACAAGAUGCCUGCGGGAGCUUGCCUCGGCGACCACGUCAUCACCGUUUCGUCCAUGUCCAAAACCUAUGGUGUGCCGGGGCUCCGCGUAGGCUGGCUCACGACGACCAAUACCGCCCUCCAAGAGAGAUUCCUGGCCGCCAAAGAGCAGAUCAUGAUCAGCGGGAGCGUACUUGACGAGCUCGUCGCCGAGCAGAUCCUGUCUCGGCGGGACGAGCUCCUCCCCACCAUCAUCGCCGAUAUGCGCCGACGUAAGGAUCGUGUCGCCAGCUGGGUGGAGGAACACAGCGACAUUGUCGAUUGGGUCCGACCGGAGGCGGGCGCCAUGUGCUUCAUCAAGGUCAAGGCGGAGCCGGCGAGCGGGAUGAACACAUUCUACAAGCAUCUCCUGGAGAAGCACGGGGUGUACAUAGGACGUGGCACCUGGUUCGAAAGGGACGAUACUUUCUUCAGGAUGGGUUACGGAUGGCCGACGUGGCAAGAAUUAGAGCUGGGAUUGGACAAGAUUGCAAUGGCGCUGAGGGAAUGA